Molecule: messenger RNA, 10120 nt
Organism: Osmerus eperlanus (European smelt)
Lineage: Eukaryota; Metazoa; Chordata; Actinopteri; Osmeriformes; Osmeridae
Gene: baz2a
Product: bromodomain adjacent to zinc finger domain, 2A
Exons: 30
Coding region: 168-8291 (2707 amino acids)
Cellular component (GO): rDNA heterochromatin
Molecular function (GO): DNA binding; protein binding
Source: RefSeq, a predicted model, not a curated record
UGGUCAUGGCUGCGCUCGAACACACCAGCCAUGUUUGCUAAUUCGAAACACAGAGGUUAGCGAUUACCUGUUUAUUAAUUAUAUCGUUUGGCCCAUCUAUCUACCAUAUACGUGUUCAGUCGAAGGCUCAAAAGCAUCGGUACCUCCUGAAAUCCACGGAUUUCAAGAUGGAGGCAAAUAACCAUUUCAACUAUGGCAGCCACUCUGUAUCGUCAAACUCAGGACUGAAACUCUCCUCAGGGGAUUCUCCCUACACUAACGGGUCCUCCAUGAGCUUCCCUCAGCAAGGGAAAAAUAUAAACGGUGAAAUGAAUGUGAAUGGUGUCACUACUGUAAUUGGGUCCAGUGUGCCUGGCUCCCACCCACCAACGGCUCCUUACCCUCAUAUGAGCAACCAUCACCAUCAGGGCAGCAUGGGCUAUGACUAUGGACUGUGGGCAGGACAGCCACAGUACAGCCCAACCAUGAGCUCUCCAUCUGGGCAUGGAAUGCAUCAGAAGCAGCCUCCUCCUGGAGUGAUGCAACAACAGACCCAGCACCACUUCCAAGGUCAUGGACAGUACCAACUAAAUGGUGGCAUGGGAGGGUCCCGUCAGCCCCCUGUGGCGGCCCUGCCUAAUGUGACUCUGUCGGGGAAUCAGUACUGGAACAGAGGUAACCCAGGGCAACAGCAGAUGGGGUAUAACUCUCAUGGUGUGUAUGGGGCCUACCAGAGUCAGGUGCACCCUGGGAUUGCACCCUCACAGCACCACCAGCAGCAGUCCCUACAGUCUCCCCCUCACCAACAGACACAGCAGCACCUUCACCAUCACCCUCACCAUCAGCACCAGCAGCACCAGCAGCAACCUCAGCAUUAUGGCAUGGUGCCCAAUGGGAUGCCCUACUACCAGCAUCAGCCGCAGCACCCACCCCUGCCUGCUCCCCAACCCCAGGCCCCACCCCCGCCGCAACCCCAGACGCAAUCUCAAAUGAUGCCGCCAACCUCCCAGAAUUUCACUCCCCCACGUGGCAGCCCCCAGCACCACAAUUUGGGGAGAGGGGGCAACGGCAGCCCUCUCCCUAUGGGGGUAUCCUCUGUACCAAUGAUGUCACCCUCAGCAGUUCCGGAUGGUGGGUCACCCCAGAGCCAGACCAGUGAGAGGAGUCCUCAUGGCACCAAUGUGGGGAUGCCUCCUGUCAUGCAAGGGAGGAUAAGUGAGUAUAAAGAAUCAGAUAAAAGCUACAAUGGGAUGGAGAUGUCAUCUGUAUCCCAGCGCCUGCCCAAAUGUGACAGUUACCCCUCUCAGCCCCCUGGACCCCUGACUGGGCCCACCAGUGACUACUGCCAGCCAGUGACCCAGCGCCUUGAAGUGGCGUCCUCAUCCCGGGAUCCGGUCAUGACCGCACCUCCCCACUCAAUGUCGUCGCCUCCCUCGGCCGUGUCGGCUCCGCCUCCUGUGCUUGUUACAUCGUCUGUGGCAACAACACCUCCAAGGGUGUCAGCUUCUGGUCCUCCUCAGCCUUCACCAGGACCCCCAGUGGUUUUAUCCCCUGUGGCUGUAUCUACUCCUCCACGGAACUCAACACCUCCCGUGGUGUCCUCUGCUCUCUCUCCAUCUGCGCCACACAGGCUGUCCUCCCCUCCGUUGGUGGUCCAAGGCCUUAGGCGUUCCCCUGUAUCUGGGUCUCAGAUGUCCCCUACUGGAUCCACUCAUCCAUCAGUAGUGUCUCCCCCCUCUUCAGUGUGUGCAUCCCCUACUAAAUCUUCUGCACCUCCACCCUUGAUGGAAAAAGCCAGUCGACCUUCAACAAUAUCUACACCCCAUUCUCUCACAGCCCUUUCAUCAGUGACCUCAAUGUAUUCACCAUCUGCAGUGGUCUCUAGUUUUACCACGACAUCGGUUCCCCCCCUCUCCGUUUCUGCACCGAUCUCUGCUCUUCAGCAGAUGGUCCAGGGAUCCAGACCUCCUCCUCUGACGCCAUGCCCUCCAGCUGUCACUGGAUCUUCGAGAGAGAGGCUGGGACCUCCAUCAGUAUGUGGGCCUCUGUCAUCAGUGACGGCAACAAGUUGUCGACCUCCUUCAACAGGUUCUGCACCUCCCUCAUCAGUGUCUGCCCCUCACAUGUCAGGACCUUUAACUCCCUUAGCAGUGUCCAUGUCUCCUUUAUCUGUCAGAGCACCUUUUGACUCAGUGCCCACACCUCCUCAGGCUCUCUCUCCUCCAUUAGUCUCUUCGCAAAACGCUGCACUAACCUCAUCUCCUAAGGCGGUGUCCUUCCCUCCUUCAACAGCCUAUGGGCCUAGAACCAUGCCUGUAUCUGGACCUCCUCCUCUCACAUCUCCUGCCAGGGUCUCUCCUGUCUCCAGGCCUCCUUCCUUGAUGUCUGCUCUUCCUCCAGCAGUGACAGCUCCUCUUCAGGCCCAUAUUUCUGCUUCCUCUGCGCCUCCCACACCCCAACAAUGCCCCAAAAUGUCUCUCCUUGAGACAGAGCGUCAUGGCAUCAGGAAUAAGGGUGGUUUUUCUAUUGGACCUAUUGGAGGACCAGGGGAAAGAAUGGCUCAAGACGAGCCUGAAAGGGAUAUGGUUAUGAUGUCAUCAAAGAUUGAUGCUACUGAGGCUCAGAGUAAGACUCACUCAAGUAAGUAUUUUCCCAUGACUCCCCAGCAGUCAAAGAGCUCUCCCAGAAGCACAGGAUAUGUUGACAGAAACCCCCCCACAGUCUUUACAGAGACGGAUACAGAUCUGAAACAAAGCUUGGAUGACACCUGUGAGACUGGGAAGUCGGUGGAUGAGUCCUUCCUGGCGGUGUCCACAUGUCUCAAUAGCACCACAAUGGAAGACACCAGUUUUACUGAGAAGGAAUCAACUUUUUACUCGUCACUGGAUGACACCUCGAGACUUGAUGACCCCCCUGGCAUGAAUGACACCUCUGGUUUGGAUGACGACUCAUGUAUGGAUUACUCUCGAUUUGACGAUGCUUCUAGAUUAGAUGACGAUGACUCUUCUCGCUUGGACGACACCUCUUGCAUGGACAGUGUCUCUCAAAUGGAUGAUGCUUCUUGUACGGAGAAUAGGUCACAAAUAUGUGACACCACAAUGUAUAGCAGUUUUUCCAUGGUUGACUCCAGAGAUGGUGUUCUGGAUGAUACCCAGGCGGACAGCUCUCGGGCUGAGGAGACCAUGGACAGCUGCCUGAGCACCAAGGAGUCAAUGCUGGAGUCCACUGUAAACAACACCUCCCAGAUUGAAGACUCCCAGAUUGAGUCAUCGCAGAAUGAGGCCUCCCUGUCAAGCUCCUUCAGCCCGUUCAAGCCUGCACCAGGCCGCAGAGAAAUAGAUGAGGAGCCAGAGGGUAGGGACAUACCAGACUCUGCUGAAACCAUCAAUGGAAAUGGCAUUGCCGAUGCUGCAACUGUGGCUCCCUCAUCCAUGGUCAAGAAGGAGGCUCUUGUAGCGCUCCUUGUGGAGAGCCCCGUUGUUCCCCUACUUCUGCCAACACCUGCUGAUGCUCCGCCUCCCACUGGGAGAAAGACAAAAACUCCUGGAAAACCCCGGAAGCCCAGAGCUCCAUCCUCCUCUACUCCAAUUCCCAAGGUCCCUGGGCAAGUCCAGAGAAAGCCCAAAACGAAAUCUCCCAAGGUGGAUAAGGUCGAGAAAGGGAAGAAGAAGCUUGAGAAAGAAGGGUUAGCUGAGAAGGAGAAAGGAACUGGUCGAAAACGAAAGAAGAGCAUUAAAGCAGAAGUUACAGAGCCACCAGGAGGCAUCACAGGCGAGGUGGUUGAUGGGUCAUUUCCUGGUCAAGAGCCAAUCAAAACAAUUGUUGCGGCCAGUGGUGAAACCCUACCCAUUGUCAAACCCAAGAAGGUCAAAAAGGCCAAGAAGCUGGAGCCAAAACCAGCCAAAAUACAGAAAAUGGAGACGGACACUAAAACUAAUGAAGAGGACAAUGAUGGAGAUGAUAGUUCCACUGCAGGUGACACUCCCAGGAGGAGGAUAGCUACAGAGGAACAGGUCCACUUCCCUUUGUUCCAUGGCUGGAGGAGGGAGAUCCGGGUGAAGAAGACUGAGGACAGGCUGAAGGGGGAGACCUGGUACUACAGUCCCUGUGGAAGGAGGAUGAAGCAGUUUCCUGAAGUCAUUAAGUACCUGAACAGGCAUCAAGACAGCCUGGUCACAAGGGAACACUUCAGCUUCAGCCCUCGCAUGCCCGUAGGAGACUUCUAUGAGGAGAAAGACACGCCAGAGGGAGUGCAGUGGGUUCUGUUGGCUAAUGAGGAGGUGCCUUCCAUGAUCAUGGCCAUCACUGGUCGCCGCGGGCGGCCUCCAAAUCCUGACAAGGAGAAGCCGAGAUCUCGAGUUCGACGCACCAAGGUUGGACAGGUGCGACGUCCAGGCAGGCCCCCCAAGCCCAAGAUGGUAGACCUGCUCAGCAAGGUAGACGCCCGGAUGCUAAAGAAACUGGAGGCAAAGGAAGCACUUACUGAUGAGGACAAAGAAAAACUUGUAAAAAUCAAGAAGAAAUUGAAGAGAAAGGCAAGGAUGAAAAGGAACGAAGAUGCAAAGAACAAGAAAAUAAAACAAGAGAAGAAGAAAGCCAAACUUGACAAAGAGAAAGAGACCAAGGAGCCAGAGGGAAAUGCAGAGCUUGUAGAUCAGGAGACCCCCCAGGCCCCUCAGCCGACCCCACAGCCUGCUCCAGAUCCCAAGAAGCCCGGUCGCAAGAAGAGGGUGAAGGCUGAGGUGCCUGUGCCGGUGCCCGAGACUGACCAGGAGAGGCUGGCCCAGGGGAAGAGGGUGCUCGGGGCUCGGAGCAAGGCCAAAGCCCUGGCUAAGGCCCAGGCAGAGGCAGAGGCUGCAGCCCAGGCUGCCCUGACAGCAAAGAGGCAGGCUGAGAGGAGGGCGCAGGCCCAGAGACGGCUGGAGGAGAGGAAGAGGCAGCAGAUGAUCCUGGACGAGCUUAAGAAGCCCGUUGAGGACAUGUGUCUGACGGACCACCAGCCCCUUCCAGAGCUGUCUCGGAUUCCUGGAUUGGUUCUCUCUGGCCCAGCCUUCUCCCACUGUCUGACGGUGGUGGAAUUCCUGCACAGCUACGGGAAGGUCCUGGGUCUAAACAUCCCCAGUGAUGUUCCUAGCCUCAGCACUCUGCAGGAGGGCCUUCUCGGACUGGGGGAUAGCCAAGGGGAGGUCCAGGACCUUCUGCUGAAGCUGGUGGAAGCAGCACUCCACGACCCAGGCCUACCGCCUUUUUACCAGUCUGUGAAGAUCCUGGGUGAGAAGCUUGUUGACCUGGAGCUGACUCGUAGCACAGUGUCAGAGGGGGCUCGGGUCUUCCUUGAAGCACACCGGUUUGACACUGAAGUGUGCACCAGUUUGCGCACCAAAACCUUCCACACCCUAUCUCCAGACACCAAGGCUGCCAUCUUGGGCUUCCUGGUGGAAGAGCUGAAUGGCAGCAACAUUGUUAUAAGUGAGAUUGACAACACACUGGAAAACAUGGCUACCUACAGGAAAAACAAGUGGAUCAUCGAAGGGAAGCUGCGAAAGCUGAAGGCGGCGCUAGCACGGCGGACAGGCCGCUCUGAGGAGGAGCUGUGUCUGGAGGAGCGGAGGCGUAGCGCCCGGGUGGCCGAGGAGGAGAACCUCAGUCUGGAGGAGGGGAGUCCUCUGGAGCGAGGCAGCCGCCGCGCACGCAAGGAGGAGCCCAAACUCAGCGACAGUGACAGCCCCUCCAACGCCACCAUUCCAGAGCUGGAGAGACAGAUCGAUAAGCUAACCAAGCGGCAGGUGUUUUUCCGCAAGAAGCUGCUCCAGUCAUCCCACUCUCUCCGUGCUGUUUCUCUGGGCCAGGACCGCUUCAGGCGCAGGUACUGGGCCCUGCCCCACCUGGGGGGGGUCCUGGUCGAGGGCCCGGAGGAAAUCCUGGUUUCAGAAGACAUCCUGGUGGCAGAUGUGCCCAUCACUUUGGUGAAGAAGGAACCCAAGGUGGAGGAGAAGCCCACUCCCAUCACUCCUCCAUCCUCCUCCCCUCCCCCUCCUGCUCAGUCCAAGACCACCUCCCCGGAGGAGGACCCCCUCCCCGGCACAGCCUCCCUCAUGAGCAGCCCAAGGGGCCGUGGGCGCCCCCGCAAAAUCAAGCCAGAGGUGGAGCUGCAUCUCCGAACUGCCAAGAUCCGUCGCCGUCGCCGUAGCAGCAAGUCUGGAGGUGAGGAGGGGCCGGCCGUAACCAAGGACACCAACGGAACACAUGACCUCACACAGGCUGCCUUCCAAAACUGGCUCGGCCAAUCGCAGGGUGCGGUGACCAACGGAACAAGCCCCACGACAGGGGAGCCUGUGGAAGGACGCCAAGCAGAAGACAGCGUGAAAGAGAUGGCCCAGAAACAGGGACAGUGGUUUAACCUGCUGCCCAAAGAGCCGUGUGACCCCAACUCUCUGACCGAACCCCAGAUGCCAACCUCCACCAGCACCUCCCCCAAAGGCCCCCCUCAGCUGCCCAGCCACCUGCCUGCCCUGGCUGCUCCUCUCCUGCAGUCUGGCCCACAGCUGACAGGGCUGAACCCAGACGCCCCCCCCAACCCUCAGUUGGACACCAUUCCUCCCCUCCAGGGGGAUACCACUCCACCCCUUACUGCCACCCCAGCUCCUGCCCGACCGAUCCGCAGGAGGAGAAGGGGCAGCAGCCCCGCCAGGAGGGGGGGGGCUCGAGGGGGUGCAGCCAAGCGCCGCGGCCGGCCACCCUCCACCCUCUUCCAGGAGAUUGAACAGCAGUAUUUCACCCAGCUUGUGGUCAAGCCCAUCCCUGCAUCGAUGGUGCGUGGCUGGUGGUGGAUCAGGGACACAGAGGAGCUGGCUCUCACCCUGCGGGCCAUGCACCCCCGGGGCAUCAGGGAGAAGGUGCUCCACAAACACCUGGCCAAGCACAUGGACUACCUGACCGACAUGUGCACGCGCACAGUCAACGACCCUGUCUUCCAGGUGAAGGUGGAGGAGGGGGACGCUCUGCUGGAGGCCUUGCAGCAGCCGUGGCAGGUGCAGGAACGUUCUCUGGAGACGGACAUCAGCGCCCUCCGUUGGGUGGAGGACCUGGAGCAGAGGGUCAUCACUGCAGACCUACACCUCAAAGUGGCUCCUCAGAGUGGCACAGAUGGAAACACUGAGACACCAGCACCAGUAGCAGGAUUCCAGCCCUACACGGCCCCGGAGCCUGACUCCACCCGUGACGACCUUCAUUACUACGAGCACGACACUGAUCCUCGCGACGAUUGGAUAGUGCGGACCAAGAAGGAGUGGUCAGACCUUCCACGCAUCGCCACCCAUCCUCUGGACCUGGCCGUGCUGCGGCUGGCCAACCUGGAGAGGAACAUCGACAGACGCUACCUGAAGGAGCCCCUCUGGAACCUGGCCGAGGUGGUGCGCCUUGCCCCCCUCACGCCCUCCCCCGGAGAGGAGUCCCACAUGGAUGUCAUGAGUCUGGAAAGUGAGAUCACCCCUAGACUCAGGACGUGGAGGCAGGCCCUGGACCGCUGCCGCAGCGCCCCCCAAAUGUGCCUGUGUCUACUACAGCUGGAGAAGGCCAUCGCCUGGGAGAGAUCUGUGGUCAAAGUGACGUGCCUGCUGUGCCGGAAGGGUGACAACGACGAGUACCUGCUGCUUUGUGACGGCUGUGACCGUGGCUGCCACAUGUACUGCCUCAGACCCAAGGUCACCCAGGUCCCAGAGGGAGACUGGUUCUGUCCCACUUGCAGCUCCAAGGAGGACGAUGAGUCGCAGCAGACCCAGCGCUCCUCCAAACAGAGGACCCGGGUGAAGAAGAGGAGGUACGAGGACGGCAGCUCCGAUGAAGAGACGGCGCCCAGGCGCGGUGCCGGCAUGACCACGCGGCACAAGGACGGCCCCCCUGCCUCCUCCUCAUCCUCCCGUUACUCAGGAGACGGAGGCAGCGGAUGCUCCCCCGCCAAACGCCGUCGCAUGACGACCCGUAACCAGCCCGACCUCACCUACUGCGAGAUCAUCCUGAUGGAAAUGGAAGCUCACGCAGACGCCUGGCCCUUCCUGGAGCCUGUCAACCCACGCCUGGUGCCCGGCUACCGGCGCAUCAUCAAGACCCCCAUGGACUUCCUCACCAUGAGGGAGCGGCUGCUGCAGGGAGGGUACUGCAGCUGCGAGGAGUUUGCGGCGGACGCCCAGCUGGUGUUUAACAACUGUGAGCUCUUCAACGAGGACACCUCAGAGGUGGGCAUGGCCGGACACUCCAUGAGGCGCUUCUUUGAAAACCGCUGGGCGGAGUUCUAUGAGAAUAAGGACAAAUGAAGCCUGGAACACUGACUCGGGGGCGGGGCCACCAAGCCCCUCCCCUCAGCUGACGAGGAUGCUCUCUGAUGCUACCAAGACUGUUUGGAGACUCCUCCAGCCCACUGUAUACAUAUAUGUACAGAUAUAUAUGUAGAUAGUUGGUUAUAUGUCUCUGUUUUCUUUCUCAGCGUCACCUUUUUAAAACCCAGCCAUUGUUGGGUUGAGCCUCUACCUACCUGUCCCAUUUGAAGGAUGGUGUUUCUGAGCCCCUCACUACACCUGAACUAUCCUCACCUUUCACAGACCAACUCCCGUCUCAUGCUAAGGCCAGGUGCUUAGAGGUCGGGUGGUAGAGAGAGUGAGGCCCAGAGCUGAUCUGAACAGAGUUCUGUCAUGGCAAAGUUCAGGGGUCGAAUGGCCGCAUACGUGAUCUGCUCUAAGCACCUCUCCACCACAAAUGGAUCAAAACUCCUUCCUUCAGGCCUACAGCCUCUCUUACCUGUUUAAUGGAGAUGUAACGUAGUGUGGUCUUCUGCCUAGAAGCAAUUUUCUCUAUUUUUAUUAUAUAUAUAUUAUAUAUAUAUAUAUAUACACACACAUAUAUAUAUAUAUAAAGAUGACAAUAGCUGGGAUUAUUUAAUAGCAAUAGCUUGUAGUGAAUGUGUACAGACUACAUAGUAGAGAUGUCAAGAAGAUUUAUGAAAAGGCCAGUAAAACAAAUGGAAACGUUUUCUUAAGUAUUUAGAAUCUCCUGCAUUGUGUAAUCUCCUCAUUAGCCCACCACGCUCCCUCACGCUCCCUCACACUCACAUGCACUCCAACACCUCUCCUGCUGCUUUGCAAAGGACACUGGUUACUGAAACUGGAGGAUUAGAUGUUUGCUUAUUUCUGUCUUGUUUUUGUGUAGUCCUGGUACCCUCUCAUAAUCACAAACAGAUCUGCUAGUUUAGUAGCUGGACUAUUGAAAUGAAGUUUGUCCCUGACUGAAAUGUCUCUACUGCCAUUUUAACCACAGUUUACCUGGCUUUGUGUCAUAUCGUCAUUGCUUUUACUGUAACAUUCAAAUAGAUUAUACUGCAAAUGUCUCCAAAACUUACAUUGGAAAUUGAAUAACUUACUUCAGACAAUUGUAUUUUAGUGGCUUUUAAAGUUCUCUAAAUUCACAGAAAAGUCUUGAAUUCUAUCAAAUUCCAUGAACUACUGUGUUAGGUGGAGUAACAGUAUAUGUCCAUUUAAAUUGGUUUUUCCUUGGUGUAAUUUGCAAUUAGCCAAUAGUAAGCAGGCAGUCAUAGGUAUAGAAGAUAGUACUAUUUCUCGUGUUACAGAUAAAGCACUCUUCCUUGUUGUAGACACCGGCUGGUAAAAGAACCCUGACAUUGUACAUAUGUGUGAAUUAUUGCUUAUUUCACAUUCCUUUUUUAAUCCAAUGUUCUCUGACUGGAGGUUAGCCACUGUCUGCCAGGGCUGGCUCAGUAAUGAUGGGAAGGGCAUGAAGGCGGCAGGCGAAUUUUCCACCCUCUGGCUUUUAUUUAAGCGUAGUUUCUUACACUGAACUUAAAAUCGGUUGAUAGGAAGUUUUAUGUUCCUUGCUACACUAAAGGGACAGUUGUUUUUUCUAAAUAAACAAAAAAAAACAUGAAAAUAAAACCAAAUGUGGUGUUAAGUGAAUUUUUAAUAAUGUACAGUUUUUGUGACUUUAAAUUUGUUCCUUUCUAUAUUUUUAGGACCAAUAUAUCAUUUUUAAGAGGAGGUAUUACAAGACCAUGUUGUAUCAAGGUGAUGUAACACGUGUGCAUCUGUAGAAUGUACUGUGAGUUGAAUAAAAACCACAUCUAGUUGAGAAAGUA